AAGUUUUUCGCCGAGUUAUAGUCCUGCAGGUUAUCGUGCAACGAUCGUAUUUCCCACAGCCUGCCAAAUCCGCACUCUAGUUAGCCGUAGAAUACCGAAGGCGAAGCACACGUCCAGUCUUUCCAAAAUGGCGACCGAAAGCACGCCGUUGACAAGGACCGAUGACGUCACACCGGUAUCCGGUUCCCAGUAUGUUUCAUUAUCGAAACAUGAAGCUGUCCACGCUCCGACAUGUCUGAAACCUAGAUGUUGCGUGUACGCGGCAUCACUGUCAUUACUACUCAUGGUCGUCAUAGUGGGUACGUCGUACUACUUGGACCACGGUCAAAGUAUAAACAUACAGCCAACCGUCGUUCCGACGGUUGAUACGUUGUUAAUGCUCAAUUGGCCAUUGCAAGCAGACGAGGCGACGGCAACAUCAAUUAUUCAGAAGACUGUUAUAAAUGCGACCGGAGACGACUUAAUACUCGCGAUGGAGGGAGGCUACAAAAGUUUGAAAGCCAAAGAGGAUUUGGAAAAAAACUUCCCGACAAUUGAUGACGGAACUCCAUCAUACCGUCAUCAGCAAGUGAUGAAGUCCGGCCCCGAAUCGAUACGGAUCGCGCGGAACGGUUACGUCGAGAACGUUGCGACUGAAAAAUUGAGGGAAACGUUGAACGUGACGAAGGACACGGAUGCGAUGAUAUUGGUCGACAACAACGUGACGACGGUGUUCAACAGCAGCGAGUGCGCGAGUCCCGAUCCGGUGAUUUGUCCGCUUCGAAGUCGGUACAGGACGGUGGAGGGCAGCUGCAACAACGUCAUGGAACCGCGCAAAGGCGCGGCACUGACACCGUUCCGCAGACAGUUGCCGGCAGACUAUUCAGACGGCGUUUGGAAGCCAAGAAGAGCAACAGAUGGUUCGGAGUUACCGUCGGCAAAGCAAGUCAGCGAGGACGUGCACCGAGAGUCAUACGAGGAGGACCACGACUUUACCGUAAUGCUAGCAGUUUGGGGUCAGUUCAUGGACCACGACAUCACAGCCACAGCGCUGAGCAGAGGGCACAACGGGAGCUCGAUUUCGUGCUGCGGUAACUCUGCCGGUAACGUCACGCACCCCGAAUGUUUUCCGGUGAUCGCAAACGGAAGUGGCGGCAAGUGCGACGGCAAGUGCAUGGAGUUCGUGCGCUCUUCGCCCGCGUCCACUUGCGGUUUCGGUCCCAGGGAACAACUGAACCAAGCGAGCUCAUAUUUGGACGGUUCCACCGUUUACGGAAACACGCAGACGCUUCAAAACGACCUAAGAUCCUGGACGGGCGGACGCAUGAAGGUAUUCAUAUCGGAACAUGGUGAACAGCUUUUGCCGCCGAACAAAGACCCUAGAGAUGGGUGCAAUGAGAAAUCAGAAAUGGAAAAGGGCCGUUAUUGUUUCCUAUCAGGCGACGCCAGAGCGAAUGAAAACAUGCACUUAACGACGCUCCACUUGAUCAUGAUCCGUCAACACAACAUGAUCGCGGACAAAUUGUCGUCGCUGAACCCGCACUGGGAGGACGAGCAGGUUUUUCAAGAAACCAGACACAUCGUCACUGCUCAGAUCCAACACAUCACGUACAACGAAUUUCUACCAAUAUUGCUAGGUGACAAUCUAAUGGACCAUUUGAACUUGUACCCUCAAAAAACGGGUUACUGGAACGGGUACAACUCUUCCGUGGACCCGUCGAUCAACAACAAUUUUGCCACCGCGGCGUUCCGUUUCGCACAUACCCUCAUACCGAGCAUGAUGAAAUUCCUGCGUGACGACGACAGCAAUCCGGAGUACGUAGAAAUGAGAAAGAUGCUAUUCAACCCGUACAAAUUGUACAGUUGCGGCGGCGUGGACAGCGUCAUCCGGGGAGCCAUGAACACAAGUGCCGGGAAAUCGGACGCGUUUUUCACUCCCGAAAUAACAAGACAUCUGUUCGAGAAAAAUCAUGGAAACAAACACACAAAGAGACAAUGUGGAUUGGAUUUAGUAGCAUUAAACAUCCAAAGAGGACGAGAUCACGGGUUGCCAGGAUAUCCGCAAUGGCGUCGAUUGUGCGGAUUUCCUCGUCCACAAAGUUUUGACGAUUUAAAUGGAAUUUUCGAACCCGUAACACUACAGAGGAUAACGCAAUUAUACAAAUCGGUCGACGACUUGGACCUGUACACCGGACUGCUGUCGGAGAGACCGUUGGACGGAAGCAUUUUAGGGCCGACAAUCACGUGCCUGUUAGCUGAUCAAUUUCUACGGACCAAAUUGGGCGACCGUUAUUGGUACGAGACCGGCGAGAAACCUCAAGCUUUCGACGAGGAUCAACUGUCAGAGAUCCGAAAAACCACGUUUGCGGCGAUAAUUUGCGACAAUUCUGACGAAAUUGAAUCCGUUCAGUUGCACGUGAUGCGCAGCUCUCGUAAAGUCGGUAACGACAGGGUUGGCUGCGACAGUUUAAUAAAAAUGUCUCUCGAACCGUGGAAAGAAAACGCCACCGCCGCCACUGCUGCUUCUGAUGCCGCCUCAACAGUCGCCACCACCACUGUUACGACCAGAAGUAAUAGCACAAAGUCCGCGGUGAACGUAUAAUUUGGAUCCGCUGUGCGAAUCGACGAACAUUUCUCGGGGGGUGAACACUAAUUAACUAGACUAGAUAUUAUUAUACACAACAAUGUAAAUUAAACGUCUCGUCCGUUGGGUACGCGUAAAAAAUGCGUUUAAUUAUUUAUAUUUUUUUUUUUUACCAUCAUUUUAUCGUCAUCUCAUCCGGAAGCGGAACGCCUCGAAAAGAAAAUAAACGUGCUGCGCGUACCUCGAGUCAUUGCUUUAUUUAUAAUAUCAUCGUUAUGAUUUCAAUGGGCAAAAAAAAUAGAGAAACUAUCGAUUUUUCAUUAAUCCUCCUUGCCGUCUGCAUCAAAUAUUAUUGCCUACUGAUGUUGAGUCACUUCAUAACAUUACGAUUUUCCACGGUCGACGUCCACAGAAUUAAGCUGCAAUUCAAUGCGGGACUGUUUUUUAUUUUACACAAAUUCCAAACGUCUUAAUAGAUUUUAAAUAGUUCUUUUUUUUCUGUAAUUAUAAUGUUUAAAUACGACACGACAAAUUAUUUUCCGAUGAUCGUGGGGAAACACAGACGUUACCGGGUACAAGCUCAAUUCGUUUUUUUUUUUUUUACUAAAAUGACCUUUCUUUUACUGAUGACGAAAUUCUCGUUCAAGUGGUAAUCGCGAGAUAACGGAGAUAAGUUUCGGAUGGCCGUCGAGAUAACAUUACCUACAGUCUGAGAUUACAGUACAACACAAAGAUUUUUCGAUAUUACGUCCCGGAACGGACAGUAAAACUCGAACUGCUAUACUACCUAAUAUGCGCGUUAUAUUCUCUUCGAAUUUUUCUCGUUCUCCAUUGAUAUGAUACAAUCGAGUCUAGCUGCACCGCGCCGCGUCUAUUAUUAUGAUAAUAAUAUACGAAUACAAAAAUAAUAAUUCCCGAACGUUUACGAUUUAUUAUGUUUAUUUUACCUACAUAUAUUAUCCAAAGACGAGACGCAUAAUACACACUAUUCGUAUGGUAUUUCUUUGAUGGUAUAUAUUUUCUUCACUAUGUAUAUACUACGACGCAGAGACGUUCCUAGACCUUAAUUUAGAAAGAAGACGGAAGGAAAAUCGUCUGUAUUAAAUACACUUUUUUUAGAAAAAUA
Molecule: messenger RNA, 3689 nt
Organism: Sipha flava (yellow sugarcane aphid)
Lineage: Eukaryota; Metazoa; Arthropoda; Insecta; Hemiptera; Aphididae
Gene: cd
Product: peroxidase
Exons: 15
Coding region: 128-2581 (817 amino acids)
Biological process (GO): response to oxidative stress
Molecular function (GO): peroxidase activity; heme binding
Source: RefSeq, a predicted model, not a curated record